Messenger RNA from Musca domestica (house fly), 1583 nucleotides. RefSeq names its product troponin T, skeletal muscle. Gene Ontology annotation, biological process: regulation of muscle contraction; muscle contraction; sarcomere organization. The transcript has 9 exons. Gene Ontology annotation, cellular component: troponin complex. NCBI's taxonomy places the organism in Eukaryota, Metazoa, Arthropoda, Insecta, Diptera, Muscidae. Gene Ontology annotation, molecular function: tropomyosin binding. The record is from RefSeq and is a predicted model, not a curated record. Bases 173 to 1369 code for a protein of 398 amino acids.
AACAUUCUAUUUUCCGAAAAAAAUCUUUAACAUAGCGUGUUGUUUCUUGGUAGAUCGUCAGUCUGUUUAGUCGAACCGCAGCAUUCGCUCCAACGACGUCAGCUGCUCGGACAACAGUAGAGAGUUUAAUUUGUUUCUUUUCCCGAAGUUUUUUUAAUCCCUAACCAUAACCAUGUCCGACGAUGAGGAGUACACCAGUUCCGAAGAGGAGGAGGAGGUUGUCGAGGAGGUCAAAGAAAAACCACCUCAGACACCAGCCGAAGGUGAGGGUGAUCCAGAGUUCAUCAAACGCCAGGACCAAAAGCGUUCCGACCUCGAUGAACAAUUGAAGGAAUACAUCACCGAAUGGCGCAAACAGAGAGCCAAGGAAGAAGAUGAGUUGAAGAAACUCAAGGAGAAGCAAGCCAAGCGCAAGAUCUCUCGCGCCGAAGAAGAGCAAAAGAUGGCUCAACGCAAGAAGGAAGAAGAGGAACGCCGCGUUCGCGAAGUUGAAGAAAAGAAACAACGCGAAAUCGAAGAGAAGCGUCAACGCCUCGAAGAAGCCGAGAAGAAGCGCCAAGCCAUGCUCCAAGCCAUGAAGGACAAGGACAAGAAGGGCCCCAACUUCACCAUCGCCAAGAAGGACACAGGCGUGUUGGGUCUCUCCUCCGCUGCCAUGGAGCGUAACAAGACUAAGGAACAACUCGAGGAAGAGAAGAAGAUCUCCCUGUCGUUCCGUAUCAAGCCUCUUGCCAUCGAAGGCUUGAGCGAGGAUAAAUUGCGCGAGAAGGCCCAAGAAUUGUGGGAACUCAUCGUCAAAUUGGAAACUGAGAAGUAUGACUUGGAAGAAAGGCAGAAACGUCAGGAUUACGAUUUGAAAGAAUUGAAGGAAAGACAGAAACAACAGCUCAGGCACAAAGCCUUGAAGAAGGGUCUCGACCCCGAAGCUUUGACUGGCAAAUACCCGCCCAAGAUUCAAGUUGCCUCCAAAUACGAAAGACGUGUAGAUACCCGCUCUUACGACGACAAGAAGAAGCUCUUCGAAGGUGGUUACGACACGCUCUAUAAGGAAACUUUAGAGAAAGUCUGGCAAGAAAGACAAGAGCGGUUCACACAACGAUCAAAAUCCAAAUUGCCCAAGUGGUUCGGCGAAAGACCCGGCAAGAAGGCUGGCGAGCCCGAAACACCCGAAGGCGAGGAAGAUGCCAAGGCUGAUGAUGAAAUCGCUGAGGAAGAUGAAGAAGUCGAGGAGGAGGUCGUCGAAGAGGAGGAAGAAGAAGAGGAGGAGGAAGAAGAGGAGGAGGAAGAAGAAGAGGAGGAAGAAGAAGAAGAGGAGGAAGAAGAAGAGGAGGAAGAGGAAGAAGAGGAGGAGGAAGAAGAGGAAGAAUAAAUUAAUUUAACUACAUUUAAUAAAAAUAAAAACCACCAAAACAAUAUAGUUAUUAUUAGCUUAUUCUACCGCUAUCUACCGAUAACAGCCACAAAAACCAAAGAUUUUUUAAUACCAACAAUUUAUAGAAAAAGAAAAUAAAAAAUGAAUGAAACCACAAGAACAUUUCUCCAAAUAAACAUGAAAACAUAUAUCGUAUGAAAACAAACAACAA